Tachysurus fulvidraco (yellow catfish) is the source of this 1005-nucleotide messenger RNA. It is a transcript of the gene lhfpl5a, whose product is annotated as LHFPL tetraspan subfamily member 5a. Lineage: Eukaryota; Metazoa; Chordata; Actinopteri; Siluriformes; Bagridae. Gene Ontology annotation, biological process: sensory perception of sound; detection of mechanical stimulus involved in sensory perception. The record is from RefSeq and is a predicted model, not a curated record. The transcript has 3 exons. Gene Ontology annotation, cellular component: plasma membrane. Bases 131 to 793 code for a protein of 220 amino acids.
UUUCAUUGGUCAAGUAUAAACCGAUCAUCUGACCACUCCUUGAGUUUGCUCAAGUAGCUGAACUUUUGAGUCCAACCCUAAAUAAACCGGGUGAUUUUAGGGUACGCAGAACAUUUUAUCCUUCGCAGCGAUGAGUAAAUUAAUCCCAGCUCAAGAAGCGGCCAAGAUUUACCACACUAACUAUGUAAGAAACGCCAGAGCCAUCGGCGUACUCUGGAUCAUCUUCACCAUCUGCUUUGCCAUAAUUACUAUGGUGGUGUUCAUUCAGCCUUACUGGAUCGGGGACAGUGUGGACACCCCGCAAUCUGGAUACUUCGGUCUUUUCCAUUACUGUAUCGGAAACCCCAUUACAGGGGAGCUGGUGUGUAAAGGAAGUGCUCUGGAUUUCGGAUCCAUUCCCUCUGGAGCUUUUAAAACAGCUAUGUUCUUCGUAGGGAUUUCAUUCCUGCUGGUUGUGGGCACCAUCGGUUGCUUCAGCCUCUUUUUCUUCUGUAACGCCGGCAGUGUGUAUAAGAUCUGUGCGUGGAUGCAGCUCGCAGCCGCUACCUGUAUGGUCAUAGGCUGUAUGAUAUAUCCUGAUGGCUGGGAUUCGGAGGAGGUGAAGCGCAUGUGUGGCCAGCGGACAGAUAAGUACACCCUUGGGAACUGCACGGUACGCUGGGCUUACAUCCUGGCCAUCAUCAGCAUCAUGGACUCCCUUGUCCUCGCCUUCCUUGCCUUUGUACUCGGAAACCGACAGGACAAACUGCUGCCCGAGGACUUCCAGGUGGGAGAGAACACAGAAGGAGCAUGAAGCCUCCGAAUUCCUCGUCUAUUCACGGGUCUCCGUAAGCCAAAUCACGUUCCACCAUUUUCCAUCUAUGGAUCUUCUACAUCUGGAGUUUCUUCUUCUGCUAUGAAAGGAAGGACUUUUAAUAUUGAUAACAUACUAAUUUUGUACUGUAGAGUCUAUAGUCUUUAUCUGAUUUAUAAAUGUACCGCAUUUUUUUAUUUAAAAAAAAAACA